AUGGCCAGCCAGGACAUUCGAAACGGAGCGAGGAGGAGCUCGAGGGUGUCUGGUGGUCGCGAACUCAAGCUACCCCCCUCCUACACCGUUGACGGGAGAACGUAUACGGCUGGCCCCGAGAUGCGCCCGCGCAGCCAUACGAUAUCAGCGGAGGCGAGCCGAAGCCCGCUGAAUCCACUGAGUCUACCUAGCUCUCCGAGCCGGCAACCCGUAGUGACCACUAUUAAGCCACGGUCUCAGACCAUCUAUCCCACUCCAUCCCGAGAUGGUGGUGAGCGUUAUAUAACCCCUUCGUCAUCUCAUUCUCGGCAUAGGCAACCUAGUGGGCCACUGGGAGGAGAGCCCGAUACGAUAGUGCCUUCUGGAGAACGUGAGCUCAAGUACAGGAAUGGGUAUCUUACUCCUGCCGGAAAUUCUGGGUUCCCAAGCCCUAACCGGGAUUCCAGCUAUAAAGAUAUCGAUGUCCAUGAUUCAUUCAGCUAUACCAACGCUCGAGAACAGUUUUAUAGAGACUCUGAUGCGAUUCGGGAAUCCCGUCGACAAGUCCCCGCUGUCAGAAAGGCAAGGCCCUUGAGUUUGACCGGGUUGGAAGCUUACCUUCCACAAGUCACUCGGGACCCAAAGGCUGCUGGGCCUCCGCCAUCAUCUCGGCGAUUCCUAGCGCCUGAGAGAGAAGACGCGCCUCGCAAUUACAGAGAGAUAAAGCCGCGGGAUCUAGAUGCUGAUGCAACCAGGAACAACCCUACAGUCCCUCGAGCAUCUGACAACGCCCGGCAAAAUAGCUCCCUUCGCAACCCAGUAUCUUUACAUCAGGACAGAACUACGUCACCAUCACCCGCCCCUCCUGCCCCACGUCGUUCCGGCUAUGAUAAUUCAGUUGAAAAAGGGUAUCAGAUACGAAGAGAUGCGAACAACAACGUGAUUGUUGACGAUAAACCCGAAACUGCUCGGCGUGACCGACGCCUGAGCGUUUCUGGCCAGACUCCGAGCCGAGAUCGAGGAUAUUCUACCGGCAGGGCUCCGGAUGGAAUGACGGGUGGUGGCCUUGGAACCGCUGGCCUUGCCAGUGGCUAUUCUAAUGAACCCAUGGAUGCACACCCACGGGCUGAGGCUCGGAGCGGGCGAGAUCGGUCAGACUAUUCCAGUCGCCCUGAAGAUAAAUACAAGUCCUCUAGGAACUGGCCUCAAGACACAAAUGAUGGUUACUAUUCGGAUGGAGCUAGGGGAAAUCACAAGUAUAACCCACCACCAUCCUCUCGGGAGACAGAACGGCGCCCUAGGGCUCCGUCACCAGUUGACUCAGACUCGAAGCGGUCAGUCAACUCCUCACGUCAUGAAAAUUACGAAAGAGCAGCCCCAAGAGAAUCGAAUUCUUCUUCUGCGAAGAGAUCGCCUCCUCCGGCUAGUGGAACGAGCCCAGACACCCAAGCACCGCGAGGGAUUCUAAAACAACCCACCGAGAAAUUCCCCGAGGAGCCCCAUGCUGUCCGAGAAGGCGUGGCGCCUUUGAAGGAUGCGCCAAAGAAAGGCGUACCAGCUGGCGCCCGCUGGACCAAAAUCGACAGAAGGCUAGUCAGCCCAUCUGCUCUUGAAGGGCGAGAAAGGUUUGAAGAACGACCGGACUACGUUAUUGUGCUGCGAGUUCUGUCCAGAGAAGAAAUUGAGGAGUACGCACUUUCGUCUGCUAAGAUACGAGCGUCACGAACCCGACGAAUCUCAGAUCGUAAAUCCCGAGACGACGAUGAUACUCGAGCUCGCGGACGUGAUUCCGACAGCGAUGAUGAAGACGACCAUGACUCAUCCCAGCUGCGACUCGAGCCACCACCACGAGACCCCAGACGAUGA
Trichophyton benhamiae CBS 112371 is the source of this 1845-nucleotide messenger RNA. RefSeq lists its product as uncharacterized. The record is from RefSeq and is a predicted model, not a curated record. The coding region runs from base 1 to 1845 and encodes 614 amino acids. The transcript is spliced from 2 exons. Lineage: Eukaryota; Fungi; Ascomycota; Eurotiomycetes; Onygenales; Arthrodermataceae.